Aplysia californica (California sea hare) is the source of this 2822-nucleotide messenger RNA. RefSeq lists its product as uncharacterized. Gene Ontology annotation, biological process: protein phosphorylation. Gene Ontology annotation, molecular function: ATP binding; protein serine/threonine kinase activity. NCBI's taxonomy places the organism in Eukaryota, Metazoa, Mollusca, Gastropoda, Aplysiida, Aplysiidae. The record is from RefSeq and is a predicted model, not a curated record.
AACAACAACAGCAGCAGCAGCAACGGCGACAACAGUAACAACAACAACAACGACGACGGCGAUAGUUGGUGUGGUAGCGAAAAGAAUAGGGAGAAAGCUCCAGCCACGAUGAGCUUCCAGAACAGCACGCUUCCCUCCCCUGUCGUGUGGAAUGGCUCCUCCUACUGGGCUAGUUUCACUGAGAAGAGUUUCUGUAGGGGAAACCGCUUCAAGGUCUACAGCGGUAUUGUCAACGGGGACGGUCAGUGGCGUGGAGGAAAGUGUGUGGUCAAGGUGUUCAAGGAGACGCCUGGAACCAAGGUGCUGUGCGCGUGCGAGGUGAAGAAAUCGGACAAGUCACGUCAGCUGAACCAGGCCUUCAACCGUAUGGCUGGCCGUAAGUCACGUGUCCGCACCACUGCCCUGUACUGGGCGCCCAUGGACGAGGUCUCCGUGCUGAAGAAACUCUUCUUUACUGGCCGACGGCGGCUGACCACUAAUGAGAUUGUCCUGUUUGAAGACGACCUGAGGGUGGACGAGGAGAGGCCAGGGAAGGAGAGAAAGCUGACGCUGUACAUGGACAGCAGAGGCCGCCAGCCGUACUGCAAGGCCAAGGAUCUGGAGGCGUUCUCUCACUUCUCGUACCAUCACUCACAAGGCCAGCUGGUGGUGUGUGGUCUCGAGGGCGUGCACGAUUCCGAUGGAUUUGUUGUCAAGACGCCCACAAUACAUUCCAGAGAGAGGGAGUUCGGUUCUUGUGACCGCGGCGAGGUGGGUAUAAGGGAAGUGUUUGAGCAUCACGUGUGUAAUGAGAUCUGUAGGGACCUGAUCAAACCGGCUACAGAGGAAGAGGAUGACUUCGAUGACGACAUUGACGCUGCAGCCGAGAGGAGGUGCUCUGUUUCUGAUGAUGUCACAUCCUCGCCGCCAUUGCUAAGGCAGCAGUCGACGGUGUCCCAGAACACGGAAAGAAUGUCCGAUUAUCUGGAGCCAAGUGCUCCUGGUCUCCACGAAGAUUUACACCCUUUUGAACCUCUUUCCACGCCCAAUCCGUGGAUGGCUGGAUGGAUGCCACGAGACCAAUCUGAGAACGUCUUCAUCCACGGCCCCAUGCCCCAAAGCAUCCAACCCCAUUCCAGACAAGUUCCCAUUUCUCUCCCCACUCAGAUGAGCGUGGACAGCGAGCUUUCAACACCCGACGCAAAGACCCCCACUUCCAGCAGCCACAACGAAUGUACGCAUAAAGCCGACCAGGACCGAGAGAAUGCCAACACAACUACUUCUGUCUCCAGCCACUGCUGCACAGUUUUCUCUCCCAUGUCAAGUAGCGCCUGUGGCGAGAGCGGUCUUCAGAUUGGCUGCUCUCAGUGCGGAGACAACCGCCGUGUUCGCUUCAGUCUGUCCACGGGCGCCACUUCCGGAAUCGGCACCGGGUUCGGCACCGCCACCACCGGAAGUGUCGCCAACAGCGCCAGCAGCUCACCGACCACCUGCCCUCGGUCCAUCAUGAAACGUCAAUAUUCUGUUCCUGCUGCUCAGUGCGCCAGUCCUUGCCAGUCCUCCCUCGCUCAGCUGGUCUUCCUCCAAUCCUCCCAGACGCCCCGGUCAGAAGAGGUUAACCCAAGAGUUCUUCCGGUGUUCAGAUUCGCCCCGGGCCCAGUGCCUGAGAGUAUGGAACUGCCGCCAUCUUACCAGGAGUCCCAGAGCGCCUACUGUUCCUUGUGGCUGCAGCAGCACGAACUAGAGAUGAACGCUGCUCUACAUCCGGUGCUGGCAGACGACGCGAACGGCAAUCGAGUCAUCGGCAACGUUGUCCACUCCACGCAGCUCUGAAGCCUGGACUGCACACAAGAUCUCCGUAACAGUGGGGCAAUAGCUCUUGGAAACAAAACACAAACAGUGGUUCCUCCAACGUUCACCUUCCUUGUUAACAGUCUCUAAAUAAUAUCCCCCUCCCUCCCCUCGAUUCGCCUUGUGUAGCGUAAGAUGUCAUGUUACUAGUAUCCUAAAAAGAACAAGAACAACGAUAUAUAUUUUUCAACGCACGUUUGGGAGAUUUAUUUUUCAAAGUAUUAUUAUUGUAGCAAUCACACAUGGUUAGUACUCUGAAACGACACCACAAUAAUACGUCACCGUCCCGCCUCCUGGUUUUUAAAAAAUUUUUUAAUUAGAAAAUAAAUUUGUCUUUUUAGUUCUUAUUUUUCAAACAAGAAUCAACAUACAUUAUACAUGUAGCCUACUCAGGUAAGGGUCGACACACCCAAAGUGAUAGGCCACCGUUGUGUUAUUACACGGACAUGCUUGGACAUUCUGCAUGGACGUGUGAACUCCAACCUCCUUUUAAAGACCACGUCAUUUUUUUUGUACACCAAGGAACCACUAUUAAGUAUUACAUUUUCAUAUUAUAAUGUGUAGGGCUUACUGUUCACGGGAUCUUUAAUCAUUACAUUCAUACCCAACACGGUCACGUUUUACGGAUGCGGUCAUCAUGGCAAGCAUGAGAAGGUGCUAUUAUAAUUGAUUGAGACAAAUUAAUAUUUUCAUGGCUUUAAAAUCAAUGACUUCUCCUUGUUUGGUUUGCUGGGUUCUUGAUUUCACCAGUGUAGUAAAUAACUUCAAUCGGAGUUAAAUUUUAUGUCUGUUUUCUUAAUCCAGUUCAAUACUUUGUAGUGCUAGAAUGUUUAUCGUUUUGGAUUCUUCUGCUCUUUUGUUUUUGCUUGUUUUAUGUUGGGUAAAAUCCCUAACGAUAAAGGACCUGUACCAGCACACUAUGAUACCCUCAUGCACGCACUGACGCGUGCGCACACUCACACAGACACACACACACACACACACACACAUUC